GUCGUCCACACGGUCCAGCCUCCUCAAGACGGUGACAGGGGUGGGAUAGUCUGCGUCACCUGCGUCCAACUUCGACAGGAGUUGCCACUACGAUAACAGGCAGCCAUGAGUUUCAUGAGAAAGCAGCCGACGGUCAAAGAGCAAGUCCGGACAACCAAUCGCGAAGUGCGAGGGAUACAGCGCGACCUAGGCAGGGAUAGGACGGCUCUUGAACGGCAGGAGCGGCAGCUGAUUGCCGAUGUCAAGAAAUGCGCGAAGCAAGGGCGCACGGCGGAAGCGAAGAUGCUGGCGAAGCAGGUACAUCAACUGCGGCAGCAAAUGGACAAGAACACGAAAGUGAAGUGUCAGGUUGGAGGGUUGAAUGUGCGGGCGGCGGCAAUGGCAUCUGGUGUAGCGAACGCCAAAGCGAUGGCAGGCGCCACCCGAAUAAUGGCGGCUUCAAAUAAAAUGAACGACAUGCAAGCAUUGCAAUCGACGCUGAGCGAAUUUGAGCGGCAAAACCUGGCUAUGGACAUGAAGGAUGAGAUGAUAAGCGACGUACUGGAUGGCCUCAUGGAUGAAUCUGAUGACGAACAAGAGUCUGCGGACGUCUUGAACGCCGUGCUUGACGAAAUUGGAUUGGAUCUGACAACAAAUGCUGCCCAAGUACCACGCACAAAAUUAUCAUCCGGACAAAGCACACCCGCCGCUUCCGUCGGUGAUCGCGAUACGGAUCCUUUGAUGAAGCGAUUGGCGGAUUUACGUGCCCAGUGAUGGGAACACACAGAGAUCC
Fimicolochytrium jonesii is the source of this 772-nucleotide messenger RNA. Its product is annotated as Snf7-domain-containing protein. Gene Ontology annotation, cellular component: multivesicular body; ESCRT III complex. Gene Ontology annotation, biological process: protein transport; late endosome to vacuole transport; endosome transport via multivesicular body sorting pathway. The record is from RefSeq and is a predicted model, not a curated record. NCBI's taxonomy places the organism in Eukaryota, Fungi, Chytridiomycota, Chytridiomycetes, Spizellomycetales, Powellomycetaceae. The transcript is spliced from 6 exons. Bases 106 to 753 code for a protein of 215 amino acids.